Magallana angulata is the source of this 3084-nucleotide messenger RNA. RefSeq lists its product as uncharacterized. Lineage: Eukaryota; Metazoa; Mollusca; Bivalvia; Ostreida; Ostreidae. The coding region runs from base 615 to 1727 and encodes 370 amino acids. The transcript has 3 exons. The record is from RefSeq and is a predicted model, not a curated record.
CACUAUAUGAAAAGACAACUCGGUCGAUCACGUUAACUUCAACCAGUUGUAGGUAAUUAAAAACAGUUGUGCUUGGAAAUUGAUUUAAAUUCUUUAGAAAUUAGAAAAAAGCUGUGGUUAAAUAGAUUUUUUCUUUCGAUGAACGGAUUUUUUUUUAAACAUUGAAAAUUCCCGAGUGCUUCCGAGAGAAUUCUGCACGAAUUAUCUAUUUCCUGUCGGUGGUCAUCUACAACGCAGCUACAGCGCUGUGUCAAAUUACGCGGGAUUGCUACAUAUAAGGACAUUAACCACCUAAAGAAGGAUUUAAUUUCAUCCUUGCUAUUUUACCUUCCUCUCUGACCUCAUUUCUAACGGAUAUCAUGUCCGUCUCAAAAAGUUUUCCAACAAAAUCAUCAAAGAUUCUCGUUCUCGCUUUUUUAACGAUUUUAGCAUACCUUGUGUUUACAACCAACACCGUUUCAAAUGUAAUUCCUCCACGCGUUCUUCCAAAGAAACAACAAACUUUUGAUGUAAAGGUUGCGAACAGAUACAAGAAAUACUUGCGAACUUUCACACCUGGAUAAGAUAAAAAUUGUGUUUUAACUUUGCCCAGAAAAUAUAUCGGGGAAGAGGACAUGCCAAUAAUAAUUCCUCCAGAAAGUGAAAUGAAGUCACUUUCUCUUGACGGCAUUGCCUGUAUUUAUCAUCGUUACGUCACAUCACUUCAAACUCAGUGCGCCUCCAUGGACCGUGUAGGUGAAAUACAGAGAAAGGGAUGGUACAUUUGCUCCGACCCGACUUAUGUUCCGCGCAAACCAUGUACAACAUUUUUGUCUAACAAUAUUUUUCCUGAAAACAUGUUCUCUGAAGAUUUAAAAUUAAGAUACGGUUGUGACAUAUACAAGACCCCACUGUGGUUGAAAACAUCGUUAAAGUCUUGGAAAAAUGAAACAAAUAUGUCUAUAAAUGACGUUAUUGAUAUACUAACAUUAAGUAUUAAUGGCAUAUCAAACUUACCACUUAUCGAUCAUUUUGUAAAUGAGAAACCCAUAAGUCAAGUACGACAACUACUGUUGGAGUUACACUUUAACCCAGGUCAGAUGAGUAUCGAGGACUACGCCCAGAUCUUACUUCGCUUAAAGAAGCUACACAGAUAUGGAUUCAGAAUAGUGUGGUUUGACCGAAUUUUCCAAUGUGCAACUCCGAAAUUUAAUAAGCGUUACGCGGAAUAUUUUGUGCAAGAAAGUUUUAAAGAUAAGUCAACGAAUUUGGAAGUAGUGAAUUUGCCAUCAGUUGAAGAAAUUAAAGGAAUGGAGAGCACAAAAAGUUCAGAUUUGUACUUCAAGUAUCUUCAAACAACCCAAAUAUUCUGUCAGAAUAUAUUUAGAAUGGGGCAGAUUGUAGAUGGUGGAUGGGAUGUAUGUCAUGACCAUAUGGUAAAAUACCCUCAGUCAUGUAUAGUAUACUCGUUUGGUGUGUCAGGUGACUUAACCUUUGAUGACGAAGUUUCAGAAACAUACCAUUGCAAUGUGUUUUCUUUUGACCCAACAACUGUCUUCCCGACCCACCAGCACGGACCAAACGUUUGGUUCUAUAGAAUAGGAAUAGUAAAUAAACAUGAAAAGUUCAGAGCUGGCUAUGUCGCACCACUGCAGGAACUUCGAGAAAUGCAUAACCACACAUCUUCUCCAAUUGCUAUUCUCAAAAUCGAUGUUGAAGGUGCGGAGUGGCAAAGUUGUCCGAUCUAAGGUCCUACACUUCUGCCAUGAUAUGAAUUAGUCAACUUAUUUUUGGUUAUCCCGUUCUGGAAAGUUCUCAAAACCAUUAACAUUAAAGCUGACAUGAAUUCAUAAAAGCAUUUGGUCGCCAUAUUAGUUUUGAUCGCUCCUCUACUGCCACUGGGGUAUAUAUAUCGGUUGAGAAAGAUACGGUCGGUUGCUCUCUGAUCAAUGCAUUCACGUUGCACGGACUUCUAAAUGCAUGAACUACACAUUGUAGUAAAACGUAGUAAUAAAGAAUAAAGAAAACAACAAUCAUGAAAUACAAAAUAUAUUUAUUCUUUGAAAGGAUGUCCAAAUUAUCCGUAUUAUUUUGCACAGACAGUGCUGCCUUACUUCGCAUGCACAUCGAACACGUGUGUCGUUCAUACAGAGUGCAUAACGUCUGAAUCUUCUUGAAAACCCCGGCGACACUACAUCCAACAUAGUAGCUAAAUGAUAGUAAAUCCAAGAAAGUAACGUUUCCAUCCGUUCCUACAAAAUCUCCCCGUUUUUAAAAAUCCAUGCGAUAAUUGACAUUGCUCAAUCUGCCACAAUGUGUGGUUUGCGCAUGUGCGAUGUUAUAACAUACACAGAAAAACGGUCGACAAUUAUCGAGGAAUUUUUUAAGUAUCAGCGCCUGGAUUUCAGUCUGUCUUGUUUAGUCGAUAUAUCUUGCCAGUUAAGUUGUUGUCAUAUUAUUUUUGUUGAAAACGCGAUUUUACAAGUCUUUUCGUCCAAGGUAACGUGUUCGUGUGUAUGAAAUUCCUGAAUGCGGUAAAGCAUGACGAGGGCUCUCGGCUUUAUAUAGGGGGUGUGUAGCGAUGAGCAGAACAAUAGAAAUCGACAACUAAUAUGGCGGUAGUCGGAGAUAAAAGGGAAAUAAUGCGUAUUUAUGAAUUCAUGUCAGCUUUAACAUUGCGCAUUUAAGAAACGAAUCGACUUAUUUUAUUUAUUCAACAUUUGUGAACUUUUAAUUUGUACGCAUACUGUAAACAAGUUCCCGGUAAAUAUAUUCAAGCUGUACGUAAUUUUCCUACCUAAUUCACCGGAGGGUACUAUAGCUUUUCUCUGCAUUCGUCUGUCUGUCUGACUUCAGUUUUCCACAUUUUUUUUUCUUAAUGCGUUUAAGGAAUAAUAUAAAUAGUUACGAUUCGUAGGGAUUUUUCCCACUACACACAGUCAUGAGUGUAUCUGGAGGAAAGUCCAAAAUGGCUUUACCAAGAAGUUACGAGAGAACGAGGAUUUCAACCGACUUUUCAGAAGAGCUGCCGUCUGUCCUCUGGUUCCUUCCUAUUCUCUGGUUCCUGGUCAACGUGUAAAAUGUGUGGUGGCAGGCCUUAGCGAU